CUCUUGUCAAAUUGUGGGUAAACAUCAGAGUGUACUUUUAAGUUUCAAAGUUCAACAAGGCACACCCAUAAAAUAACGAUGUGUCAUCGUGAUCCGAUAAACCGCGUUGUUCAUUACAAAGUACAAAUUGGCCGUCUGCAGUCUACUUUCUCGCGCAAGAUGGGCACUGCUGUGCAUAUGGUCCUUGUGGUCUGUUUCAUGCUAUUCGGGCAGACUUUAACCAUUUCUGACCCGGAUCUACAGCAGAGGCUCCGGGAUCUGGACACUUUCAUCCAGACCCUGAUGACAUGUGAGUCCAGGCCUGUAGUCGGUCUGACCGUGUCCGUGGUCAAGGGUGAGACCGUUUUCGCCAAGGGGUACGGCCAGAGGGACCUGCAGACGGGACAAGCUGUGGACAACACGACUCUGUUCGGAGUCGGCUCCAUCUCCAAGUCCUUCACCACAGCCCUGUUAGCGGCCAUUCUCGGGGAGAGGGAAGACGUGAGCUGGGACACUGUCCUGACGGACAUCCUGGGGCCGGACUUCAGGUUCAGGGACGAGUUCCGCACCAAAGAGACGACCCUACGAGAUAUCCUGGCGCACAAAACCGGUCUAGAAAACAUUCUAGAAAAUCCUGCUUUUACAGUGGGACAGGAUUACGACAGAUCGGAACUGGCAAGACGAAUGCGGUACCUCAGACAGAUCUACCCAUUCCGUACCGUCUGGCAUUAUAACAACGAUUUGUACACCCUGGCUGGGCACGUAGCGGAGAAGCUAACAGGGAAGUCCUGGGAGGCCCUCUUGCGGGAACGAGUAUUAGGACCACUGGGCAUGAACGACACAGUGUACUUGGAAGACGUCCUCGAUGACGAAAGUUUCUCCAAUUUAGCCCAGACGUACCUGACCUAUAACAGAACAGGUCAAUCUGUGGCGUACAGUCGUGAGGAGUUCAGGCCUAUCACGUUGCAUAAUCCUGCAGGAGGUGUGGUGUAAGCCUUGGACAUGGCCCGGUACAUGAACUUCCAGCUGAGAUAG
Messenger RNA from Branchiostoma belcheri (Belcher's lancelet), 1014 nucleotides. RefSeq names its product gigasin-6-like. The record is from RefSeq and is a predicted model, not a curated record. NCBI's taxonomy places the organism in Eukaryota, Metazoa, Chordata, Leptocardii, Amphioxiformes, Branchiostomatidae.